AUGAGUAAUCCGGUAAGGACUUUAUACUUGAAACAGGGUAGUAUUAAACACCUUCGGAGCCGGGUGGCUAUACGAACAUUAUCGACCCAUUUAUUUCGAAGCUUUGCCCCAAAUGGCUUCAAAAACCACCACUACUAUGAUUCAUCUUUUGCGUCGAGGGCAAAAAUGCCAUAUGCACAGUAUAGAUCAGUCUCCAACUCAACUAUAGCCUUACUUCAGUCACAAGAACAAGCAGCCAACAAUAACUUGAAUAAUCCUACUGCUCAGCUUGAGUUUUACAAGCUGCUCUUGGCCAAUAAUUACCCCCAUGUCGUAGUUGAGAGGUUUGAAAAUGGUAAUGUCGCAUCUUCGAGAGAAUGUGCUCAACUCUAUAUUGAAGCUUUGAAAAAGACCGGAGACAAGGCAAAAGCCGAACAAGUGGCGUACGCCCUACAGAAUAACAACUUCCAUCAAGUUGGCAAUGUUGGUGCCGGUGCCGGUGCCGGUGCCGGUGUCGGUAUUGAUGGCAACAACCAGUUAUCUGGAACUAGAUUGCCUCAUGGGUUUGGCUCGAGAUACGAGCCUGUACAUGUUGUUGUUAGUGAGUCACUUUUAACAAUCUUAUCCAAGUGGCUUAAAUGGCUUAUCCCAGUUGCUUUGAUUACUUAUGGAGCAACUAAUGCGUUCAACUACCUUGUUGAAAAUGGAACUAUUUUCAAGAAUGCAGAAGUGAAUGAUAAAUCGGUGGAUGUAAGCCAAAGUACCGUUCGCUUUAAAGACGUUCAAGGAUGUGAUGAAGCAAGAGCCGAAUUAGAGGAAAUUGUGGAUUUCUUGAAAGAUCCAUCUAAAUUUACGAGUUUGGGUGGUAAGCUUCCGAAAGGUGUUUUGCUCACAGGACCACCAGGAACAGGUAAGACUUUGUUAGCCAGGGCUACUGCUGGAGAGGCAGGUGUUCCGUUUUUUUUCAUGUCGGGAUCGGAGUUUGAUGAAUUGUAUGUUGGUGUUGGUGCCAAGAGGAUCCGAGAAUUGUUUGGCCAGGCCAGAGAGAAGGCACCAGCAAUUAUCUUUAUUGAUGAAUUGGACGCCAUCGGAGGUAAGAGAAACCCCAAGGAUCAGGCGUAUGCUAAACAAACUUUGAAUCAGUUAUUGGUUGAGUUGGAUGGUUUCAGUCAAACUCAAGGUAUUAUUAUUAUUGGAGCAACAAAUUUCCCAGAAUCUUUGGACAAGGCUUUGACUAGACCCGGAAGAUUUGAUAAAGAAGUUAUUGUUGAGUUGCCAGAUGUUAGAGGUCGUGUUGAUAUUUUGAAACAUCACAUGGAGAAUGUUGAAACUGCUGUGGAUGUAGACCCUACCAUUAUAGCAAGAGGAACCCCGGGCUUAAGUGGUGCUGAGUUGAUGAAUCUUGUCAACCAAGCUGCUGUUCACGCCUCACAAUUAUCAGCUCCUGCGGUGGAUAUGUCACAUUUUGAAUGGGCCAAAGAUAAGAUCUUGAUGGGAGCUGCAAAAAAGAAGAUGGUCAUUACUGAAGAGUCAAGAAUUAAUACUGCUUAUCAUGAAGCCGGUCAUGCGAUUAUGGCAAUGUAUUCAGCUGGAGCAACCCCAUUAUACAAAGCUACUAUCUUACCCAGAGGAAGAGCUUUGGGAAUCACAUUUCAACUACCCGAGAUGGAUAAGGUUGAUAUGAGUAAAAAAGAAUGCUUUGCAAGGUUGGACGUAUGCAUGGGUGGCAAAAUUGCAGAAGAAAUGAUUAAUGGGAAAGAGAAUGUUACAUCUGGAUGUUCUUCUGAUUUGAGCAAUGCAACAGGUGUUGCUAGAGCAAUGGUUUUAUCAUAUGGUAUGAGUGAUAAAAUAGGACCUGUUAAAUUGAGUGACGAUUGGGAGAGUUGGUCGCAGGAAAUCAAGAAUUUGGCUGAUAAUGAGGUUCGUGACUUUUUGCUUAGCAGCGAGCAAAGAACUAGACAGUUAUUACAGGAAAAGAGAUUGGAAUUAAAGAGAUUGGCUGAAGGAUUAUUGGAAUAUGAAACAUUGACAAAGGAUGAAAUGAUCAAAAUUGUUAAAGGGGAGGCCAUCAAUAAGGAGAAAACUAUCAGUAACACUGUGAUUAAAAAAUCAGGAGAAGCAAAGGAUGGAUAUAGAGAUGUCUUGAGCUUAAACAGUUGA
Molecule: messenger RNA, 2139 nt
Organism: Lodderomyces oxycetoniae
Lineage: Eukaryota; Fungi; Ascomycota; Pichiomycetes; Serinales; Debaryomycetaceae
Gene: YME1
Product: i-AAA protease
Exons: 1
Coding region: 1-2139 (712 amino acids)
Biological process (GO): protein quality control for misfolded or incompletely synthesized proteins; mitochondrion organization
Cellular component (GO): mitochondrial inner membrane
Molecular function (GO): ATP-dependent peptidase activity; ATP binding; metalloendopeptidase activity
Source: RefSeq, a predicted model, not a curated record